GGGAGGAGGAGGAGGAGGACAUUUUGCGUGUCGGCUCGGCCGCCCCCACCGCCCACUGCGGCCAGCAUCGCCGCAGUGGAUAUCGGCGCCCGCCGGCGCGCAACGCCGAGGAGGGUGAGGCGAGGCGGGAGGAGCGAGGAGGAUGAGGAGGAAGACGAGGAGACACAUGGGGGAGGCCCGUGCCCUGAAAGGGUGCGGCCGGGCCGGGGCGGCGGGGCCCUGGCGGCAGGCGCCCAUCAUCCCGCGGGAGGCGUGGCCGAGCUGGCCGCCCCUUUCGCGCCACCGCGCGUCACUCCGCGACCUCGGCGAGGUGGGACCAGUGGCCCUGGCAGAGCUCGUCGUCGCUGUCCUCGCCGCUCGGGCAGCGGAACGUCUGCAGCUUGCCGGCGGCGCGCCUCGUCUCCGGCGCGCCCUGCCCCCCGGCGCAGCUCCCCGGCCCGCCGCGGGCGAGCAGGGCCGCGCACGGGUCCCGCCUUUCCGGCGUCGUCCUCGUCGGCGCCCUCCUCCUCCGGCACGUACCAAACCUCGCGGGAACCGUGUCUGCCGCAUCUUGAAAGUAAUGACAUGUUAUGCACAUGCAAGGUCCGUCGGAUGUGUCGCGUGAAGAGUUCGCUCUCACGGGGGGGGCGCGUGCGUGAGGACAGGGAGCCGAGAACAUGUUUAGUUCACGUAGCCUUAUUAGGCUCGUCGAUCCUCCAAGCCCACGACUGCCCGACGACAGCCCCGCGACGGCAUCGUAGAGCAUUGGGGGCGCGGACGCCGUGGAGGCCCUGAGCAGUCCCUGGGAAGCCCCUGGCACCCCCCCGCCUGGGGGGGCGGCCCGUAUGACCCGCCGCUCGCGCGAUUACAACCAGGUGCUCU
Messenger RNA from Prorocentrum cordatum, 861 nucleotides. The record is from the annotation of a GenBank genome assembly. NCBI's taxonomy places the organism in Eukaryota, Dinophyceae, Prorocentrales, Prorocentraceae.